CCACUGCCCCUCAAACCUGCCCCGAACCAGGAAGUGAGCGGACACAUCGCGUGUUUUUCUUUGUUUUAAACUAAAGUUACGGAUUGAAACUCGGGUUUAAAACACGAUGGAGCUUCUGUGACUGUGGAUGAAGAUAUAUCAUCUGUUUUAAAUCUGAUCUGGGUCCGAGGAGCAGGUUUGUCUCCUCUAAAUGUGAAGUGCUGCUGCCGGAGCUUCUCCCUGCGACAUGUCCUCACGCCUGCUGCUCUGCGUCCUGCUGCUGCUGCUCUGUGGCCGGGCAGCACAGGCAGCUCCCAGCCGCUCAGAGGACGAGGCGGCGUCGUCCCCUGCUCGGAUGGUGGCUGACCCCUCCGACAGGGUCAUCGUGGUGAAGGAGGGGUCCGACACACUGAUCGAGUGCAACGUGACCCGAGGCCACACUGACGUGAAGUGGUUCAGCCCUAAAGGAGCCGAGCUGGGGGAGGAAGCAGGUGAGAAGUGGCAGAUCGAGGAGAACGGCGUCCUGAACAUCAGCGCGGUCUCCUUUAAAGACCGAGGCCGAUACACCUGUGUAUACACCAGUGACGGUGACGCCACAAAAAACUACACGGUCACGCUGCGUGUCGCCUACAACUCCAGCGGCCUGGGCCUGUACUUUGUCAUCGUCUGCCUCAUCACCUUCACCAUCAUCAUGAUCCUCAACGUGGCGCGGCUCUGCAUGAUCAGCAGCCACCUCAAGAAGACGGAGAACGCCAUCAACGAGUUCUUCCGCACCGAGGGCUCUGAGAAGCUGCAGAAGGCCCUCGAGGUCGCCAAGCGCAUCCCCAUCAUCACGUCGGCCAAGACGCUGGAGCUCGCCAAGGUCACGCAGUACAAGACCAUGGAGUUCGCUCGUCACAUGGAGGAGCUGGCACGGAGCGUCCCGCUGCCGCCAUUGAUCAUGAACUGCCGAACGGUCGAGGAGGAGAACAUGGAGAAGGGAAACCCCGCGUCGGGCCGAGCAGAGGCGGUCAGGGCAGUGAUACCUGGGAACCGACCAGCUAUAGGCCCGCCAUGCUCUGUGAAGAGCGGAGAGGACGAGGAAGUGUGCGAGGCGCUGCUGUCAAGCGAGAGGCGAGGGAACGAUGGAGACGUUGACAUCAAAGUGUCAGUCCACGCCGUUUCUGAGAAGGUCGCCAGUGAGAAUAAAGAGGCGGAGACGCUCGCAGCAGGUUCACAGACAAACGUGUCCAUCGAGAGCGACGUGUAGCAGGAGACACGUUUCCUGAGAAGCAGAGAUGAAGCGAUCAUUAGAAAAUAGUGGUGUCGGGGUUUGUUGCAUGUUUCUGCUCAUUGAUUCCUCGUCUUGUUGAAUCUUCGCCCCCAAAUCAGAAAUUGGCUUGUUUUACGUAGAAGAAAAGAAUUGACACAGUAAUUUAUUUGACCCUUUAACUAAAUGAAUCCAAAGUUAAUAAAAUGAAAAUUCUAUCUCUCGGUGUAGUAGUUGGAUUCCAGCUGCUUUCCACGUACUAAUAUCUUUACCUCCGCCAUCGACAUCAUGUUUUCACCCCUGUCCAGUUGUUUGUUUGUCAAAAACCACAGAUCGGAUUUCCACAGUUCAGUGGAAUGAUGGUUCACGGCUCAGGGAAGAAGUCCAGGUGAAUCCAGGAUUUCAUUUCCCCACUUUCUUUAACGCUGUAAGAUUCUAGGAUUCACCAAUUUCUCCGAGAAUAUUUCGUGGAUCAUGAUGAACAGAAAUCCGACACAUUUAGAGGACUGGUAUAAAUGAGUGUGUGUGAUUUCGUGCUCUUUGAAUUCAAGGAACUGUUUGAGCUCUACUCAGGUUCUGAUGUUUGACGUCAUGACUUCAUGUGAAAAUCCUUCUUUCUUAUAUUUGCUCGGUCUUGUUCCUGCUGUAAACAAUUUUUCACGUAGUUUUGACAUUUUUGUCUUUAAUGGUCUUUCGUCAAGCCGACAGUUGUGUCACUUUCACACGUGCAUGAAGAAAGGUCAGCGGGUCAAACACAGAGCCACACGGCAUCAAACAGGAUCACAACUCUAUUUCCUCUGGUCAUGAAUGUGUUUGCUGGUUCUCCCUCAGCUCAACAUCCUUUCUGCUCGCAGCCAGUUCUGAAAUAUCUGAGCUCCUUGUUCCUCGGUAAGAAGACGCCAGACGCUGUCGUUCACGUCACAGUUUCCUGAAGAGAUGAAGUUAUUCUCUGUGUCUCUUUGCUCGUCAGGUCAGGGAUUUUACAUUUUUUACAUUACAACUUGAAAACUUCAGAUCAAAACAGCUUCUGUGGUUUUUCAUAAUAACAUAAUGAUGUGAUAUUUGUAACUUGCUGCAGCUUGUUUCAGGCUCUUGAAGUAACAGACGACAAAGGAAAGUUUUUAAAUCCAACGAAAACUUGAAAACUCUACUUUUAGAGAUUUGUAAUAAAAUCACAUCAUGUUUGGUUUGUAAACAGAUUCAGUUCCAGAACUUGUCGACUGGUUGAACAAAAUGCUUCUGUUGUAUUUUGCUAUAUGUGAUGUUAUUGUGUGAAAUGGUUCGAUGGUGUUUAGACGUUUUAAAAAGCUUUGCUUCUCAGGGACGUAAAUCAGCGGUUUUCCUUCUGACAACAGCAGAAAAAAACAUAAUUGCCAAUAAAAAAGAAUUUAAAUUAAAA
Hippoglossus stenolepis (Pacific halibut) is the source of this 2627-nucleotide messenger RNA. Its product is annotated as microfibrillar-associated protein 3-like. The record is from RefSeq and is a predicted model, not a curated record. Lineage: Eukaryota; Metazoa; Chordata; Actinopteri; Pleuronectiformes; Pleuronectidae. Bases 227 to 1228 code for a protein of 333 amino acids. The transcript has 3 exons.